Rhipicephalus sanguineus (brown dog tick) is the source of this 3384-nucleotide messenger RNA. RefSeq names its product acetyl-coenzyme A synthetase, cytoplasmic. NCBI's taxonomy places the organism in Eukaryota, Metazoa, Arthropoda, Arachnida, Ixodida, Ixodidae. Gene Ontology annotation, molecular function: acetyl-CoA synthetase activity. The record is from RefSeq and is a predicted model, not a curated record. The coding region runs from base 1 to 459 and encodes 152 amino acids. The transcript is spliced from 3 exons. Gene Ontology annotation, biological process: acetyl-CoA biosynthetic process.
AUGCACAUUCUAGGGGCACGACGAGACAAGGACGGCUACUUCUGGGUCACUGGCCGCAUGGACGACAUGCUCAAUGUUUCGGGCCACCUGCUGUCCACAGCCGAAGUGGAGUCGGCGCUAAUCGAGCAUCUAGCCGUGGCAGAAUCUGCGGUGGUUGCAAAUCCACACCCCGUCAAGGGCGAAUGCCUCUACUGCUUUGUCGUACUUAAGGAUGGCCACGAAUUCAAUGACCAGCUGGUGAGCGAGCUCAAGGAGAAAGUUCGAACCAAGAUUGGUCCCUUUGCCACGCCCGAGUACAUCCACCACGCCCAGGCACUGCCCAAGACCCGAUCGGGGAAGAUAAUGCGUCGCGUGCUGCGCCAAGUUGCCCGGAAUAACCGCAAUUUCGGAGACCUCAGCACCUUGGCAGACGAGAAUGUUGUCGAGGCCCUCUUUAAGACGAGGCCACCCGUGGCCUAGACCAACUCAACCGGGCUUACACUGUAGUGAUCCAGAAUGCAAUCUAAUGGUUGGACCAGAAGCCUCUUAGUGCCAUAGCUCGGCACACUCGAGCGAUCCCGACCUGGAGGCGAUGCCUAAAACGAAUAAUUUGUUGUGGAGAGCCGAUGUGAAUACGUACUUAACGGCAGCUGUAGUCGUGGAAAAACUACUCGUGAAAAGUCGGGUUGCUAUUUAUGCUAGUCCUAAGCGGCACAGUGGAUAGCUGCCAUCGCCUGUGGCACCUAGGCUUCACAAAUGCUGCUAUACUGCACGGGUACACAAUGAAAACAUUUGUGCGUCUUUUGAUAACCUGCGGCUCAGCUUUCCCGGUGAAGGAGCGUGCCAUCCAGACAGAGGAAUUGGGCUGACACUGUGGCCGACCGACUAGCUUGCAUUCUGGGUCUCUUCAAAGCUGGUGCAGAAUUGGAUGGAAGGGUUGCUCUGCCAGAUAUGCACACAGUGCAUGCAACUAGCCGAGAAUCUACUUAAUCUUGCAGCUGUUGUUGUUUAGUGAUACACUGUGUUACGUUGGCAGGAGGUCAUGCGCCUUUAUCACUGUUUUAUUCUUGGGCAUGUUGUUUUUUUAUAUAUAUAUAAAUAUGUACAUUCUUUGGACUGGCAUGACCUCUGAUCUCUUGCCCACCUCAGGGUUGUGGUUUAGUGAAAAAAUUUCAAGUUUUUAAAGAUGUUGUUGCUUCUUCAGAGUUUAUUCUUGCCCGGUGCAAUAUAUAGAGAAAGACCUACUCUUUCAAGUUGUAUGUGAUCGUACCCACUAGUCGUUGAAAUUGGUGUGACGUGUAGAUUCUUCGUGACCGUAUUCCCAGCCACGAAAGUUGCCGUGUUCCCCAGCGUUCUUUGGCCAAGUGGCUUGCAGCACUUUUCAUUUCCUCUCACUCCAAAAAACACGCGUGGCAGCCCGUUCAGCGGGCAUUGGUCAUUGGUGGCAUUGUGGACCAGAAAAAACAAUGAGCAUAUCUUAUUUCAGCAUUCACACAUCCUUUCGUGAGCCAUUAUUUUGCUCCCAUGUGUCAACCCCAUGACACGCAUAAAGCCAAAAAAAGUGCAUUUGUGUGGGCAUUUUGACGGCACAGUGUAGGUGCUCUGCAAAGACAAUCAAACGCUUUCACCAUCCUAGGAACAGUUGCGAAGGUGCUUGUGGACUCUCUACCUCUAGCAGCACCAAGCAUAGGGGAUGGUAACUUGUCGUUUCUUUCAGGUGUAUUUCGGUGCAUUGCUUGAAAGAGCCGUUAUCGAAGGCCUGUGCAGUAUCGUUGCCUCCUUUCGUUCCGUGGAGCCUUUUGCAUGCCUCAGCUGCAUCAGACAAUCAGUCUAGGCUGUUAAACUUUUCUCAUCAAGUGUUCACGCCAUAUCGCAUAAUUACGUAGCUAGUAUCCAGCAACCCAUCAGCAUAGGUUGGUGUGCCAUGUAGCUACAUUUCUUUAAGGGUCAUGCUGUAACCACAGAGCAUGCUGCAAAUGCAGGUCUCUCCGAUAAAGCACCGUCAAAUUAACUCUGCUCUUCUAUAUGUGGCAUUCUUGCAAAAUUUUGUUUUUAAUUUCCAGUAAACAUCUUGCAGCAAUUCUUUUAUACCGUGCCACAUGGCCACAAGAGGUGACAUGAAGGCCUGAAGUUCACGAAUGACAUUUUCUGCAGUGGAGCUGCCGCACAUUUUAAACUUUAUGGCAUUUGACCUUGUCAUGCCAGUAACAGCGACUUCCAAAGUGAGCUACUAUUUAGGUUAAUAGUAGACAAAAUAAACGCUCAUUUUAGCAAGUUUAAUCUGCAUUCAAAGCUGGUGAAAUGUAGAAAUAACCGUGCUAUGAUGCCAUUAGCUUGAGUCUGUUAUGGUCUUUUACAACUUUGCGACCGACCUUAGUGACUUGCAUGUUGAAUCCGAAGCCCAGAAACAAUGUGGUGCCUGUCAUGUCGAAACCAUUACGAAUGUCAGUUGAAUUUGCUGUAGUGCAAUUAGGGAAUAACAUGAGGUGUGUUAAAAGUGAUGUAUAAAAUAUUUUUCACUUGAUAGAGGCUAUUUCAAACGUUAGAAGUGCACUGCACUAAGCAAGCUACGAUGUCUCAGUCAAAUGCGCAGGUGUUAUGGUGAAUUCCAUUUGAUUUGCGCAUUGUGAAGUUAAUGCCAUUUUGUGUGCUUCUGUGGUACAGGUGCUUUUCUUCUAAUGUGGCUGAUGCGUAUCUGAGCCGAUCUUGAAAUGCACCAGCACACAAUUAGAAAAGCAGCGGUUCACUUAUAACCAAAGAGUCUUAUUUGGGUGCUUCUCUAAUCCUGUGUGCAUUGCAACCUCUGUUUGCACUCAUACUUGACGACUUGGCAUCCAUGUACGUUGCACCUUGUCACAAUGAUGGGUGUUGCCCUGUCAGGACUAUGGCCAUACCUAAGACUUGACUUUGGCUAGCAGCUGCUCUCAAAUAGGCCAAAGGGUGUGUGACUAGGGUGAUAGAAACGCUUCUUAGUCAGGAAACAACUCAAGUGUGUACGUGCACACUUGUAUCUCAGGUUGCGUGCAAGGCUGUCAAGAAACAUUUUCUUCCCCUGCAGCUGAGGCAAUAUUUGUCAGUGCUAUGCAAAAGUACCUCAUUGCACGUACGUGCAAAAUUCGCUAUUGUGGCCAUCUGUAUAUUGCUUGCCAUCUGCAGCACCAGACUCAAGAUCUCUGGUCUUAAAUGUCUUGGUGAACACAUCAAAGCGCACAUUGUGCAUGACCUGUUGUAUGUGGUGCAACGAUGGUGCAUUGUUUAUGGCUUUUACUGCUUGUCGAGUGCCAUCGAUGUGCUGUGGAGUGAUCAGCAGUGCAGUGGAUGUUCUUACUUCGUAGCUUUUUCAUUGUUACGCGUGUACAAUGCAUGGCCCUGUAGGCGAAAGUGCAAUAAAAUGUUCCAGCAAGC